Messenger RNA from Stylonychia lemnae, 1170 nucleotides. The record is from the annotation of a GenBank genome assembly. NCBI's taxonomy places the organism in Eukaryota, Ciliophora, Spirotrichea, Sporadotrichida, Oxytrichidae.
AUGAUGAGAGCAGUAAUUGAAUGUGUUAAAAAUAAGUAGAAUGGGCUAAUUGAAUCGCCAACUGGAACAGGCAAGACCUUAUCUAUAAUUUGUAGUGCUGUUGCAGCAUUAAGCUAUUUGAGGAAACAUAAGGAAAAAUAUAAAGUUGUUAAGAAAAAAUAGGACAAGAAAGAAUAGGUUAUAAUUGAUGAAGAAGAAAAUAAAGAGAAAAUUAAUUAAAGGCUAAAUGGGGAAGAAAAUGAAGUGGAUGAGAUUGAGUAUGAUGUUCCUACUAGAAUUGUUUAUUGCACAAGAACUCAUUCUCAAAUCAAUCAAAUAUUUGAUGAGCUCAAGAAUAAACUCCCUUAUAUAUUAAGAAUAAGUCCAUUUGCUUCUAGAAAGCAUUCCUGCAUAUUUGAAAAUUUGCCAGAAUAAUUCCCCGGGAAUGCCCUAAAUCUAUCUUGCAAGUUACUUAGAAAACUUGACACAAUAAAAUAGAAACUUAAUAAGGACGCCUCCUUGAAGUUGACUAAAUUAAAAGAUUCCAACAUAAAAGAUAUAGAAGAUUCAGGAGUAGAUGUUCAAAUAAUCAAAUCUGGAUGCACAUUUUUCUAUGGCUACAAUUAUGAAGUUAAAAAAUCAGCUAGCUAAGAAUUGUAAAACUAAUUUGGAGCUGCCAAUUGCAGUACAAGUAAACCAGCAAAAUCAAUUAAUUACGUUGCUCAGCAGUUACCUUGGAACUAGCCGCUAUCUGUAAAUGAUUAUAAUAAGCUUGGGAGAAUAAACAACACUUGCCCUUAUUACAUGAUGAGAUCUAGAGUCUAAGAAUGCGAUCUUGCAGUUAUUCCUUACAAUUACAUCAUAGAUAAAAAUCUAAGAGCUUAAGUUAACAUUCCCCUUAAAGGAAGUAUUAUUGUAUUAGAUGAGGGACAUAAUAUAGAUAGUUUUUGCGAAGAACUAUUUACAUUUGAAAUUUCUAUAAACGAGUUAUUCUAAGAUUACUAAUUAUUGAACUAAAUAUGGCUAGAUCUCUAAGCUGAAGAGCAAUUACUCUCUGAACACUAAAGAUAUAUGGUUAAAGGGCAAAGAGUUGAUACUAAGGCGCUCUAAUUUACCUCCGAAUUUGAAUAUUUACAGAUUGCCAGAAUUAUUUUCUUUGUUUGCAAUGGUGUUCGGGAAAUUGAAAGAUGA